AAAGAACGAGAGUAUUAAGAAAAUAUACGAAAAAAAAAGGUAGAUAAGAGUCACAACACACGAGUCCCAGAUGGAGAAGGUAUAAAAAACAACAAAUUGCACAUUGAUCAGUGACUGGUGAGUCAUGCAAGAAAUGAACCGCAUGUUUCUGACAAAUGACAAUCCCUCACCUCAACGUAGCACCACCCAUACCCGAGCCCUAGGCUCACCCGGUUCGAAUCAUCAUGCCUGUCCUGUUUUUACUAUUUUCGUUAACGGUAACCGUGACAAGCCGUAACGGUUACAGUUCCAAAUUAUCUCAUCAUCGCGUCUUAUUUAACGCCUUCUUCUAACCAAAACAAACGGUGUUCGAACGUUCCUCACCCCACACUAACGUCGUCUUCUCUCAUUUCACGUCGUCACUCACAAACCACAACCCACUUUUUCUCUCUCCUCGCCAGCAAUGGCUUCCUGCGACGACGAUUUCUCUCUCCUCAACGAUGACCACCACCACCUCCACCAUUUCACUUCUCAUCACCGCUAUUUACAGCCAAAAAUAUCUUCCGGCGCCGGUAACGCGAUCUCAAACGACGUUGUUAAGGUAUCAUCUACUGGAGGAGGAUGUGGGAGCCAUGAAAAUGGCGCUGUUUACGAGGUUAACCCUUAUGAAUCGGCCGAUUUUGACUCGGUACCUGAAUCUGAGUCAGAUCCGAAAAGUUCUAGGGUCGGCGGUGAUGCAACAGAAAAGCGGAAGGAGAGAGAAAGAGAGAAUCUAUCUCUCUCCAACGGAAGUUAUAAAAAAACGAAAUCAAUCUCCGGUGCCGGAGGAAUAAUUGUUCCAGGCGCGUGCGAGUAUAGGAAAGAUCGAGAAGAAUGGAGUGAUACGGCGAUUGAGUGUUUAUUGGAUGCGUAUACGGAGAAGUACACGCAAUUGAAUAGGGGGAAUUUGAGGGGUAGAGAUUGGGAGGAGGUGGCUGCUAUUGUUAGUGAGAGAUGUGAGAAUCAGAAUAAGAGUGUAGAACAAUGUAAGAAUAAGGUUGAUAAUUUGAAGAAGAGGUAUAAGUUAGAGAGGCAUAGGAUGAGUAGUGCCGGUGUUUCGGUUAGUCAUUGGCCUUGGUUUAAGAAGAUGGAAGCCAUUGUUGGUAAUUCUUUACCGGCUAAGUCGGCUUCUGAUGAGGAUAAGAUUAGUGGUUCAGGUGGGAGUUCUGGCAGGCAGCAAAAGAGAUAUUCUGCGGGGCCUUCUGGUUCGCUUGGACAGGUCAAUAGCAUGAAGUCCAAAUCUAUACCUAACUCAAAAUGGCAGAGGGUCGUUUUUAAGAUCAGUGGUGCUGCUUUAGCUGGCAAUGGUCCUCAUAACGUUGACCCUAAGGUAGUGACCCUAGUUGCUAGAGAGAUUGAAACAGUUUACCGCCUUGGGGUGCAGGUAGCAAUUGUUAUAGGCGGGCGUAAUUUUUUCUGUGGGGAUAUAUGGAUGACCGAGACUGGUGCAGAUAGAUCUACAACAUACCAGCUUAAUAUGAUGGCAAAUAUGAUGAACUCGGUGUUGCUCCAAUCAGCCUUAGAGAAAAUGGGUGUGCAAACACGAUUGCAAACUGCUUUUGUGUUGCCAGAAGUCGGUGAGCCAUACAAUAGACAAAGGGCAAUCAGACAUCUAGAAAAAGGCAGGGUGGUGAUUUUCGGUGGAGUUGGUGGUGGUUCAGGAAAUCCCCUCUUUUCAACUGAUACAACAGCAGCUCUACGAGCAACUGACUUAAAUGCCCAGGCAGUUCUCAAGGGAACCAAUGUUGAUGCUUUUUAUGACUGUAAUUCCAGAAAUUCUGGCAUCUCAUUUGAGCACCUUUCCUUCAGAGAGGCUGCUUCUAGAGGUAAUACACCUAUGGACAUGAUGGCAUUGACAUUCUGCGAAGAGAAUGUUAUUCCUGUUGUGGUUUUCAAUCUUCUUGAACCUGGUAACAUAUCAAGAGCCUUGUGCGGUGAGCAAAUUGGUACAUUAAUUGAUCAGACGGGAAUGAUUAGCUAACAUCUAUGACAAAUGAGUUUUUCCUCAUUACAUGUUGUAGCUUGUAAGUUGUAAAUACAUAAAGAUAGGGAAGAUCAAACCAUUAGUUGCUGGUCACUCUAUUUAUGCUGGGGUGAUCUUGAUGCAGACAGUGCUUUUAGAAUUCUGUUGUCAAUUAUUUUGACUGAUACUGGAGGUUCGAGGUGUGGGAGGUUGUCGCCUAGGCGGCUACUACUUCAUCAACCACAUAAGUUAUAAGUUAUGGCAACUAAUGCCUCAUCAAUGGCAGGCUAAGCGGCUGUAUGUAUUUUUACUCUCUUUAGAAUUCUGCCUCUUCUCCUGAUCCUGUAGAUUUUUUGCGGGCAAUUAUAACAAGCUUUUAUCGAUUGCCUUGUAAGUUGUAACUAUCGAGAACUCACUAUCUGGAGGAUCGGUUUUAUUGUCAACUUCAUUGAAUGUUGAAAGCUGUAGUUGCUGGAAUAUAUUUACACUUACAGAAUGAUGUGUAAUAAUUAGUAUCAACUAAUUCAUACAAGACUUUCAUGUUAAACCUUGCUAAAUAUAAAAAAUACAAAUAAAUCUUACAUUCUCA
This is a messenger RNA of Amaranthus tricolor (Joseph's coat), 2570 nucleotides long. Its product is annotated as uridylate kinase PUMPKIN, chloroplastic. The record is from RefSeq and is a predicted model, not a curated record. Gene Ontology annotation, molecular function: UMP kinase activity. Gene Ontology annotation, biological process: UDP biosynthetic process. The transcript has 7 exons. Bases 443 to 1999 code for a protein of 518 amino acids. NCBI's taxonomy places the organism in Eukaryota, Viridiplantae, Streptophyta, Magnoliopsida, Caryophyllales, Amaranthaceae. Gene Ontology annotation, cellular component: cytoplasm.